UGCUGCGUGCCUCAAAACUUUGGUGUCAUAAAAACACUUCUUCCGUGGGUAUUUAGAGCUUUUGGUAACAAUCGCUGCUGUCUAUCGAUGGGGUGAGGUGUAGAAACUAACAAUAAUAACCAUCUAAAUUAUGUUUUUCUGGAAUCUAUAGCAAUAUGAAGAGCACUUUCAGUUUUUUUGAGGUUUUACUACUAAUGUGCGGUGUGUUUGGUCCUGAUGAAGAUGAAGUGAAGUCAGUGUCAGUGAUGGAGGGAGAUUCUGUCACUCUGAAUCCUGAUCCUACUCAAAUACAGGGAUUUAUUCUGAUACUAUGGAGGUUUGGAGAUCCAGUCAUUGCUCAAAUCAAUGGAAUUGAGGCCUCCUAUCCCAGUUACACUGAUAUAUUCAGUGGCAGACUGCAGCUGGAUCAGACUGGAUUUCUCACAAUCAACAACAUGAGAAAUAAACACUCAGGACUUUAUACAAUAGAGGUCAUCCAAAGAGCUGGAACUUUAAAUAUGAAAUUCACAGUUACUGUUUAUGAGUCACCAUCUGCUGUUGAUGCUGGUGUAACUGACAUGAAGCUUGUGUCAGUGAUGGAGGGAGAUCCUGUCAUUCUUCAGACUGCCGUUCCUCAACUAACUGGAGAUGAGCUGAUAGUAUGGAGGUUUGGAGAGGAAGGGAAACUCAUAGCUAAACAUGAUAUAGAGGCCAAAAGCUCACCAUUAUAUGAUGAAACUGAUGAGAGUUUAAGAGACAGACUGAAGUUAGAUCAGACUGGAUCUCUGACCAUCACAAACACCAGAAAAACCGACUCAGGACACUAUAAAGUGAAAAUCAGCAGCAACAAACAGACCUUAUACCAGAAAUACAUUGUUACUGUCAGUGGAGUGUUUGAUGCUGAUGCAGAUGAAGUGAAGACAGUGAUGGAGGGAGAUUCUGUCACUCUGAACACUGAUCUCACUCAAAUACAGGGAAUUAUUCAGAUACUGUGGAGGUUUGGAGAGAAAGGUUCCACCAUCGCUCAGAUUGAUGGAAGUGUAAUCUCUUAUAAAGAUGUUAAGGGAUUCAAAGGCAGACUGCAGCUGGAUCCUCAGACUGGAUCUCUCACCAUCACAAAUGUCAGAACCAAUCACUCUGGACCUUAUAAAGCAGAAAUUAUCCACAAAACUGGAACCUCAAAUCAGAAAUUCAGUCUAACUGUCUAUGAGUCUCCAUCUGUUAUUGCUGAGGGUGAAACUGAAUUGAAGAGUGUGUUAGUGAAGGAGGGAGAUUCUGUCACUCUUGAUGUUCCUCAACUAACCGGAGAUGAGCUGAUAGUGUGGAGGUUUGGAGAAGAAGGAAAACUCAUAGCUAAACAUGAUAUAGAGACCAAGAGCUCAUCAUUAUAUGAUAAAACUGAUGAGAGAUUCAGAGACAGACUGAAGCUGGAUCAGACUGGAUCUCUGAUCAUCACAAACACCAGAACCACAGACACUGGAGAAUAUAAAGUGAAGAUCAGCAGCAACAAACUGACCUUAUACAAGAGAUUCAUUGUUACUGUCAGUGGUGUGUUUGGUGCUGAAACAGAUGAAGUGAAGUCAGUGUCAGUGAUGGAGGGAGAUUCUGUCACUCUGAACCCUGAUCUCACUCAAAUAAAGAAAUUUAAUCUGAUACAGUGGUGGUAUGGAGAUUCAGUCAUUGCUCAGAUUGAUAAAAAUGACAUCUCAUAUCCCAGUCACACUGAGAUAUUCAGAGACCGAAUGCAGCUGGACCAGACUGGAUCUCUGACCAUCAGGAACAUGAGAACCAAACACUCUGGACUUUAUAAAGCGGAGAUCAGCCACAGCGAUGGGACCUCACCUAUGCAAUUCAAUGUUUCUAUGUAUGAGUCUCCAUCUGUUAUUACUGGGGGUAAAACUGAAUUGAAGAGUGUGUCGAUGACGGAGGGAGAUUCUGUCACUCUUCAUGUUCCUCAAAUACAAGGAGAUGAGCUGAUAGUGUGGAGGUUUGGAGAAGAAGGAAAACUCAUAGCUAAAGCUGAUAUAGAGGCCAAGAGAUCACCAUUAUAUUAUGAUGAAGAGAGAUUCAGAGACAGACUGAAGCUGGAUCAGACUGGAUCUCUGAUCAUCACAAACACUAGAACCACAGACACUGGAUACUAUACAGUGAAGAUCAGCAGCAACAAACAGACUUUAUCCCAGCAAUAUGUUGUUUCCAUCAGUGGUGUGUUUGAUGCUGAUGCAGAUGAAGUGAAGACAGUGAUGGAGGGAGAUUCUGUCACUCUGAACCCUGAUCUCACUCAAAUACAGGGAGUUAUUCAGAUACAGUGGAGGUUUGGAGAGAAAGGUUCCACCAUCGCUCAGAUUGAGGGAAGUAAAAUCUCUUAUGAAGAUGUUAAGUUAUUCAAAGGCAGACUUCAGCUGAACCAGACUGGAUCACUCACCAUCACAAACGUCAGAAUCAAUCACUCUGGACCUUAUGAAGCAGAAAUCAGCCACAAAACUGGAACCUCAAAUCAGAAAUUCAGUCUAACUGUCUAUGAGUCUCCAUCUGUUAUUGCUGGGGCUGAAGCUGAAUUGAAGAGUGUGUCGAUGACGGAGGGAGAUCCUGUCACUCUUCAUGUUCCUCAAAUACAAGGAGAUGAGCUGAUAGUGUGGAGGUUUGGAGAAGAAGGAAAACUCAUAGCUAAAGCUGAUAUAGAGGCCAAGAGCUCACCAUUAUAUGAUGAAACUGAUGAGAGAUUCAGAGACAGACUGAAGCUGGAUCAGACUGGAUCUCUGAUCAUCACAAACACCAGAACCACAGACUCUGGAGAUUAUAAAGUGAAGAUCAGCAGCAACAAUCAGACUUUAUACAAGAGAUUCACUGUUACUGUCAGUGGAGUGUUUUAUGCUGAAACAGAAGAAGUGAAGUCAGUGAUGGAGGGAGAUUCUGUCACUCUGAACCCUGAUCUCACUCAAAUACAGGGAAUUAUUCAGAUAAUGUGGAGGUUUGGAGAGCCAGGUUUGACCAUUGCCCGAUUUAAAAAUGGGAUCUCGUAUGAUGGGAAAUUCAAAGACAGACUGCAGCUGAAUCAGACUGGAUCUCUGACCAUUAAGAACAUGAGAACCAAUCACUCUGGACUUUACAAACUAAAGAUCGACCACGACACUGGGGCCUCAGAUCAGAAGUUCAGUGUUACUGUCUAUGAGUCUCCAUCUGUUAUUGUUGCUGGUGUAACUGAAAUGAAGCUCAUGUCAGUGACGGAGGGAGAUUCUGUCACUCUUGAUGUUCCUCAACUAACCGGAGAUGAGCUGAUAGUGUGGAGGUUUGGAGAUGAAGGAAAACUCAUAGCUAAAGCUGAUAUAGAGACCAAGAGCUCAUCAUUAUAUGAUAAAACUGAUGAGAGAUUCAGAGACAGACUAAAGCUGGAUCAGACUGGAUCUCUGAUCAUCACAAACACCAGAAACACAGACUCUGGAGAAUAUAAAGUGAAGAUCAGCAGCAACAAUCAGACUUCAUACAAGAGAUUCACUGUUACUGUCAGUGAUCCAGGUUUCUCUGCAGGUGCUGUAGCAGGGAUUGUUGUUGGUGUUCUGCUGCUGGCUGCAGCUGCUGUUGGUGUGAUGUACUACCUUCGCCCCAGUAAUGUACCAAGCCAAACACGUAAGUAUUACAGUUGAUACAGCAAGAGAAAA
This is a messenger RNA of Carassius carassius (crucian carp), 3638 nucleotides long. RefSeq lists its product as uncharacterized. The record is from RefSeq and is a predicted model, not a curated record. The transcript is spliced from 12 exons. Bases 156 to 3623 code for a protein of 1155 amino acids. Lineage: Eukaryota; Metazoa; Chordata; Actinopteri; Cypriniformes; Cyprinidae.